Sinocyclocheilus grahami is the source of this 2018-nucleotide messenger RNA. RefSeq names its product nurim. The transcript is spliced from 7 exons. The annotation marks the transcript as partial. NCBI's taxonomy places the organism in Eukaryota, Metazoa, Chordata, Actinopteri, Cypriniformes, Cyprinidae. The record is from RefSeq and is a predicted model, not a curated record. Gene Ontology annotation, cellular component: nuclear membrane.
UUCAUUUAACAGGACAGAAAGGCAAAGAGCUGAUGUUUGAUGAUCUGCCGCAUGAGGCUGAGAGCAUUGAGCAUUUUACAAAAGCUGGCUGUGAUGAAGGAACUUACACAGCUGAAAUCUCAACAGGAGUAAUCCCCGUCACCGUGACGGUCACAGGAACCUCCCCAACACUUAAGGUAGGGAUAAAAGGAGGCAACGUCACACUGCCAUGUCAAUAUGAUGGCAGUGAGAUCCCUGAAAUUGAUUUGAGUCGGUCAGAAAACAUCAGCGUCUGUCAGACUGAAGAGUGUAGUUGCAGAGUGUGUAAGAAAGGAGCCUGUGACGUCGUCAUCAAGGACCUGAGCUUCAGUGAUGCUGGGACGUACAUUUUGAGAGUCUAUUAUCGCAAUGAUCAGGCAGAGCUGGAGCCACAAAUCAGGAUGUACCAACUUUGUGUCGAUGAUGAGAUUUCUGUGAAAACAGGUGAGGAGCUGAAGUUGGAUGUUCUGUUGUCAAACGCUGAUAAAGUUCAGCAUCAGAACAGAAGAAGCAUAGGUUGGAGAGAUGAUUGGAGCAAAACUGAUGGAGUUCAGAGCGAACGUAUCACCAUCAGAGAUAGAAACCUGAUCAUUGAUGAGUUUAGACCCAGAGACGCAGGAUCAUACAGAGUUCUGGACCCUGAAGGAGAAAUCUUGAUCACAGUGAAAGUCAGAGACUCUGUGGCCUGGUCUGUGGCUCUGCGGGACGGGGUGGUUCUGAAGGCGGUAGCUGUGGAUGUUCUCCUUCUGGUCCUCUUCAGUCUGCAGCACAGUCUGCUGGCCAGGACUCCGGUUAAGCGAGUGUGUCAGAAUGUGUUUGGGGUUUUGUCCAGAUCCGUGUACUGCUUCACCACCGCCGUAGCACUGCAGAUAUUGAUGCACUACUGGCAGCCGGUCACCAGCGCCCCCUGCCUGUGGUCAGUGCGCAAUGCACCCUGGGAUAUCUGGUUCCCGCUCAUCUGUUUUAUCUUACACUUCCUGUGCUGGGCCAUAAUCUGCAGCAUCCUGCUCAUCUUCGACUAUCCAGAACUGCUGGGCAUCAAACAGGUGUAUUAUGAGUGUCUGGGUCUGGGCGACCCUCUCCUGCUGAAGUCUGAGCGUGCGCAGCGGCUCUACGCUCACCUCAGGCAUCCCGUCUGUGUGGAGCUGCUCACGGUGCUCUGGCUCCUCCCCACGUUCCCGCUGGACCGGCUCCUGCUGGCUGUGUACCUGUCCGUUUACCUGAUCCUCGCUCACUCGCUGGACACCCAGGACUGCACUUACCUGCGCCGGCAGCUGCGCAGCAAACUGCAGCUCUUCUCCGCACCACUAGAGGGCAGCGAUCAGAGCAGCAACACGCAUAAGACAGACUGAAUGACAGGCAUGGUCAAAUAAGAGUGUAGUGCUGCCUUCAAGUUGUUACCUAGAAAACCAGAAGUCACUAAACCACGUUUAGUCAUUUUCAUAUUUCUUUAUAUUCAAAAAGCCAGGCAGAUGUUACCACUAGUGCAACCGAAUGAACGAGAAGUGAUGCAAAUGUAGUGUGUGUGUGUAACGGAGGCUUUAUCUGUGCGUUUCAUCAUUUAUGUGCUGCUGCAGAGAACGAUGAGAAAUGUACAGUAGUUUUGUUGCACAAGCCUCUUGCCUCAAAAACCAACUAUCUUGUAGUUCUUCACCAGUACACAAAUGCACACAAACUAAAUUGUGCUGUUAACAGUUAAAACGUCUUAUAAUCAAAAAAUCUAUUUGCUUGCACCUUGAUUCUUUAAUUGUCCUGACACUUUUCGACUUUGGGUGGCAUAAAUGUGGUCGUACUGAUGUGACUUGAAGGCAGCAUUACAAUUAAAGCUAUAUUUGGAAUGAAAUACUAGAAUACGGCACAAUAUACACUAUAAACCUUCCAAAAUAUAUUUUUUAAGUACUUUAAAAAGAAACAUUAUUUGCAUGCAUCAAUUGCAAAUGCAAAAUGUGACGACAAAUGCAGCAUAUUGCAUUUCUAAUCAUAACUAUGCAUUUUUAAUG